Molecule: messenger RNA, 1850 nt
Organism: Salmo salar (Atlantic salmon)
Lineage: Eukaryota; Metazoa; Chordata; Actinopteri; Salmoniformes; Salmonidae
Source: RefSeq, a predicted model, not a curated record
AGAUAUUCACUCUGAUUUAGUUUUUUCAGGUCAGGUUCAGGUUGUUGCUCCAAUGUCCAGGAUUCAUGCCGUAGCGGGUGGUGAUGUCAUCCUUCCUUGUUUCCUGAAACCCACUAUGAAUGCUGCGAGCCACACAGUGGAGUGGCUCAGACCAGACUUGAAGCCAAAAGAGGCGCAUUGUUACCGCGACCAUCGUGACUCUGAAGAGGACCAGAAUCCUUCCUACAAGGGAAGGACGUCACUGUUUAAAGAAGAACUGAAGAACGGAAACGUCUCAUUGAAACUAACAGGAGUUACUCUCUCUGAUGCUGGAAACUACACCUGCUUCAUUCCAACUAUGAGCAGGACUCAGAGACCUGUCGUUCAACUCCUGGUCGGUGAGUCAUGCCCUGGAUUUCAGCCAGUCCUCUCUAUUGAAGGAACUGAUGGUAGUGGGCUGGUCCUGAGGUGUGAGUCCGAAGGCUGGUACCCUGAACCUGAGCUGGAGUGGUUUGACAACAAUGGAGCCAUCCUCCCUGCUACUGGACCUACAGAGACCGAGACUGACACUGAGGGUUUCUACACUGUGAGACGAAAUGUCACCAUACAGCAGACUGACAACAACUGGUUCACCUGUAGAGUUCAACAGCAGAACAUCACCAGAACGAAGCACAUUCGCAUUCCUGAUGAAGUCUUUCCCAAGCCGUGCCAGUCCUACUGGACAGUUGGGCUUUGUCUGGCAGUGGGAGCUGUAGUGGGAGCUGCAGUGGGAGCUGCAGUAGCCACGCCAAUGGGGUAUGUGGUUGGAAAUCGACGUACGAAACGUCAAUGUGUGACAGGUGAAACCGUAGAUCCUGAAAAUCUAUCAGUGCUGUUGAAAGGGAACUCCUCAGGAGAGCUCAAUUGAAUGAGAUGAGGCUCGAGGCAGGAGAGACACUGAUGCCAGCAGCCCUCCUGUUUCCGUCCCACUUCGCACCUUUUCCCUGUCGGACUUGAGAUUCGAACCGGUGACCCGUCGAAGCACAGAUCUGGGGAAGGGUAUCAUGAAAAACAAGAUUCUCUGGUCUGAUGAAACCAAGAUUGAGCUCUUUGGCCUGAAUGCCAAGCGUCACGUCUGGAAGAAACCAGGCACCAUCCCUACGGUGAAGCAUGGUGGUGGCAGCAUCAGCUGUGGGGAUGAUUUCAGCAACAGGGAGAAUAGUCAGGAUAGAGGGAAAGAUGAACAGAGCAAAGUACAGAGGUCUUUGAUUAAAAACCUGCUCCAGAGCGCUCAGGACCUCAGAACAACAUGUCGAAGUCAAUCUGAAGGCGUUACAUUCCAGGCCAGAGAGAUCAAGAUAUGAAUGAAUGAUCUUAAUUUGAAGCCUGUAACUGAAUCUGUCAAAAAAGAAAUGAUCCUCAUAGUUAGGGAGGGAUUUAGGUCUUCAAGGAAGGGUGCUUUUAUCCAAAGCUGAGGGGCUCUCGUGCAUCCUUUUCAUCUUUUGACAUUCCCAAGUCCACUUCCUGUACCUUUAGACAGGCUAUUAUACAACUGCAUGUGGAAAAACAAGCCACAUAAGAUAAAAAGCAAUGAACAAAAAGCACAACAGGGUUUGUGAUGGCCGUCUAAAUGUCUUAGAAUUCACUCUCUCUCUCUUCAAAAGUCAACUGGGCUAAAAGGCACUUAAAAAAUCCUCAUAGUUUCUGGAAUAUUGUACCUCAUUUUGUUUUUCAGAAGCUCAGAGGGCUUAAUUAUUUAUUUUUUUACUACAAUGUCCCUAUAUUGUGGGUAAACUUCCUGUGAAAUUGGCAGCUUUUCACAAGCAGGCUUUAAUGUGCUGGGCUUUGCUGUAUAAUCACAACUUUUCACCCCAUAAAUGUUUUAUAUGGAA